Molecule: messenger RNA, 1854 nt
Organism: Colletotrichum chrysophilum
Lineage: Eukaryota; Fungi; Ascomycota; Sordariomycetes; Glomerellales; Glomerellaceae
Exons: 4
Coding region: 1-1854 (617 amino acids)
Biological process (GO): DNA-templated transcription
Cellular component (GO): nucleus
Molecular function (GO): DNA binding; zinc ion binding; DNA-binding transcription factor activity, RNA polymerase II-specific
Source: RefSeq, a predicted model, not a curated record
AUGGAGACCGCCGCGCACACUCGUACAAGGUCGUUCGGUAAUCGCAACCGCCACCCCUGCGACUUCUGCCGAUACAAGCGCGCGGCCUGUCUGCUGCCCGGGCCCCCGCCCUGCGAGCUCUGCCGGCGGCAGGGCAAAGAGUGCACGUUUGUCGAAGGGCCGAACAAGAGACGGCGCGUUGCGGAGCGGGUUCACAGUCCUUCCGACGAUGGCCUGGAGAGUCCGACGUACCACACCCGGGCUCCGUCCGAUACGGAGAUGAGGUCUCAGUCGGGAGAGAUGAGUUCGCCGUUGAAUGAGAUGCACUUCAUCGCCGAUGGGGCAGAACCAACGAGUCUGGUCUCCCCGACCGGGUUCCAACGGGAGUGUCCAGAUGUGUUGUUACCGGCAUCACUCGACGCUAAACUCAACCACAACGCGCAAGUCAUCGGCCUCAGCGGCGAAUCGGACCCGUACCUACUUCAGCUUUACCAGUUUGACGAGAAGGAUGAGUGCGAAUUUCAGCAAUUGCGCAUCCGAAACAUGGGUAUGGAUGAUGGGGUCCCUGUUCAGUUCAUGCUGCAGGAUAAUUCGUUGGCGAGCAGAGCACAGCCAGGAGAUUUUGGAGCCAGCGAAUCAGAUAUCAAAAAUGAGGUCCUCAACAUGGUUUCUGAGGACGUCGGUAGGAGACUCUUAAACUUGUUCUGGCGCUAUGUACAGCCGUAUUUCCCCAUCCUUUCGAUGGAAUACAUCAUGCAAGAUAACAACGGGGACCCAUCAACGUUGCCAACAUCCCUGGCAGCAGCCAUCUACGGGCAUGCACUCCCCUUCUGCGUUUUCGAUGACAAACUGUGCGUCGACGUUUACACGCCUCCUUCGGCCGACCGUCUUUUCAAGCUUGCAUGGAUGGCUGCUCUUUCCCAGUUUCACACGCCAUCGCUAGCCACCGUGCAGACGAUGCUUCUUCUCAUACAGCGACGCCCAACAAACAGACACGUGGCCGACACGCCGUUCAAAUGGGUCAUGCUAGCUGACACGGUGGCUCUCGCACAAUGCCUCGGUCUCAAUCUGGACCCCAGUGACUGGUCAAUACCGCCGUGGGAGAAGCGCCUCCGUCGACGGCUGGCAUGGGCGGUGUACGUGCAAGACCGGUGGCUGAGUCUGAACUUUGGUCGGAGUUCGCACAUCCAGGAAUGUGACUGGGAUGUCUCUUCUCUGGGACCUGAGGACUUUGGAAGCCUCUCGGGGAUUGAAGAUGAACCUGCGAUAUCCAAGCACUUUCUACACCUGGCGUCGCUGACAGAGAUUGUAUCAAAGAUUCAGCUGAACAUGUUGCCGCUGCGAAUUGAGCUCGCUCAGUGGUCCCAGGACCAUCCUGAUGUGGGUGAACAGCCCUCGCCAGCUUUACCUCAUCAUGGGCUCGACGGCAAUGGCAGUCUCCGGCUUGCAUAUAUCACUGCAAAGGUUGCCGUUUUCAAGGCAUUAUUGCGACCAAAGAGUAACGAGGCCCCUGCAGAAGCCCGCGCUGCAUUGCGGACGGGAGCCAUGGCCGUCGCCAGGGAGAUGUACGAUUUCCUUGCCAAGCUGGGGCCUCAUCAUCUGGAAGCCUUCUGGCAUUCGUACUCUCGUGUCAACUUCGCCAUCGCCAGUAACUUCAUUGUCCUUCUCUUCGCCCUUUCUCCGACUUUGCCCGAUGCUGAAGACGCUCUCACACUUUUGACUCAGUGGCGAAGUUUGUUGCGCAUCAAAUCGAGAAGCUGCGAUUUGCUGAACCUCAGUCUGCUACGACUAGACGCAACGUUUGUUGCAGGACUGGGGAAGCUCAUUGAACUGGCUCCUGCGGCUGCAGAGGCAGUUCUGAACCGGAAGCUUUGA